GUGCUCCAACAGAGUGGUCGUGAACGAUUUUAAUUUAAAUUAUGAGUUCAAUAACCGCAUCCGGGGAGUAUGACAAGGACGAAUUGGUGCCGCCGCAUUGGUUGAACAAUACCUUCUUUGAGCAAGUUUUGAAGCCGCCAAAGAGCUGUGCAAAAAUUCAGAUUGCAAAUAUAACAAUUCAGCCGGCAACGAAAAAGGGUGAACACUAUGCGAGCGUAAUGUUCCGUGUGAAUGUGGCAUACACUUUGGCCAACAGCGAUUGUGAUGCCGCGCAAAGUCUGCAUUACAAAUCGCUCAUUGUGAAAGCUCUACCUGUGCUGGAGGGCGAGAAGCAGCUAUUGCUACAGGACUCAAAGCUCUUCGAAACCGAAAUCGGUAUGUACACUGAAGUGGUGCCGCAACUAGUGGAAGAGCUAAGAUUGGCAGGGGAAGUCAUACGAUUUGGUGCCAGCUGUCUCCAUCAUUCACUGACACCGCUAAAAGUGUUGGUUUUCGAAGACUUAACACAAGUCGGCUACGAGAUUGUUAGAGGGCGAACGCUGACACUUGAGGAAAUAAAAAUGGGCUAUCGAAAGCUGGCAAAAUGGCAUGCAGCAAGCUAUAAAUUGGCGAAAAAGCAACCCGCAAUCUUUGAUAAAUUCCGGCAUAGCUUUAUGACCAUACCUUACAUUGUCAAUAGCUCAUUUAUAGCCAGUGGCAUUAGCAAUUUCAUCACACUGCUCGAUUCGUUGCCAACUCUAAAAGCCUUCAAACCCUAUUUCGAACUCUUGCAACCUGAUUGGGCCUCCAAAUGCCGCGCUACCUACACAGAAUAUUUUACAAAUCGUCAUUCUGAAAACUAUUAUGGCAUUUGCCAUGGUGAUUUUCUCAACAACAACUUAAUGUUUAGUCGAAAUGAUGCUACUGGUGAGUUGUCGGAUGUCUUACUUGUGGACUACCAACUUUCGUAUAUGGGACCGUUAGUCAACGAUCUGAUUUAUGCUUUCUAUAUGAUCUACACCGCCGAACAGCGUGCUAGACAUCAUCAGGAACUUUUGAAAUAUUAUUUUAAACAAUUCUCGGCAACCUUAAAUAAACUAAAUUUUCGAUCAGACUCAAUUACUUUUGAACGACUCCAAGAACAACUAAAGCGGCAAAAAAUUCUAGCACUUUUUCUUCUGCUCAGCUUCAUGCCUAUCCGUUAUGCCCUGCGAGCUGGUCUGUUAGAUAGAGAUUAUAUGACGGCCACAGACGAGGAGCGUAAAGCGCUUUACUGUGAUAAAAAUUACAUUGCAGAGUUGCAUAACAUUUUACCAAUGUAUUUAAAUUUAGGUUAUUUACAAUAAAAAUUUAGAAAAUGCA
Ceratitis capitata (Mediterranean fruit fly) is the source of this 1341-nucleotide messenger RNA. RefSeq lists its product as uncharacterized. NCBI's taxonomy places the organism in Eukaryota, Metazoa, Arthropoda, Insecta, Diptera, Tephritidae. The transcript has 4 exons. Bases 42 to 1325 code for a protein of 427 amino acids. The record is from RefSeq and is a predicted model, not a curated record.